AACAGCUGUUAAACGGGGGCGCGGGAAUUUCGAUGUUUUUGUGCGUGGGAGUAGUCUUUUGUUCGCCAUCUGCCGUUUUUACACGUUUUUAACCAUUUCCAACGAUUACAGACAGUUUGUAGUGUGAUUUUCUGAUACUGUACGACCAGAGAGACUUACGGACCUCGAUUUUUGCAGUCAAAAUGCCGUGAGAAAAACUUAACCAUGGACGUAACAUUGUCUAUGUCAUAAUGGAUAUAAACAAAGAAUUUGAAACUGUAAGCUGUUCGACACACGGUCAUGAUGAUUCAGCAAUAAGUCUGAACGAAAGUUUUGUAAAUCUUUCGAAUAUUUCAAACCUGCAAAGCUCUGGAAGACUUCCAAAUCUAAACUGGUCAGUUAAGAAGCAAAAAUCUAGUUCCAGGCGGAAAAAUCCAGAACCAAGAGAGCCGUGUCGGUACAAUUUACGGGGAAUUUCAAGUUUUCAAGGGUUUGAGCUGUCCCCCCCUACAAAUUCAUUUUUACAAAAAUCAUUUGACUCAAAAUCUCUUGAAAAUGAGAGUUUUACCAGCAAAGAAAACAAAUCAAACCUGUCAAACCACUGCCCUAAUAUAUUAAAACAUGUAAAAAAGGAACCUUUAUUAAAAGGCACUUCUACACCUAACAGUUCACCAUUAAAAGUAUUGGAGUUUUCGCCAUCAAGGUUUUUGAAUACAAGCUCGGAAAAUCUUAAAACAGAGGCAGUAGGUUUGGAUGUAGUUAGAGAACUCUCUUUCAGCAGUUUUGAUGUAGAGGACUCCGGGAUCUCGGGAUCGGAUGGUGACGUAACAGCCCCAAUCUCUCCUCCCUCCCUAACUUCCACUCCAAAAGGAAAAAGGUCUCGAAGAAAAGAAUCGCUCACCUUUUUGACCCCGGAAAGCUUUUCCUCCCCAGAAUUUUCGGGCACAAAACCGCAACCAGAUGCAGAAGAGGAGCAGGAGACAAUUUAAUGAAAACUCCGCUCAUACGGCGAUUUUUAAAUGAAUCAACACCUUUGACCCCAACCCCAUUCAAAUGCCCUGUAUCUAAACAUGACACUGAUGGGGUUAACUGUCUAGGUUGUGAGGAUUUUGUUUCUCCAACCCGGAGCUUCUGUUUUAAAAAACCAUCCCCUGUAAGCUGUACAUGGUCGAGUAAUAAACGCAGGCCAAUAAACCGCUCACACAGCUCAAAGAAAACAGCUCGAAAAGCGCUGAUUUUGGAACAAGAGCCAGAAACGCAGAUCUCAGACACAUACAGGGUGUCUAGCAUGAUGAAAAUGGCCCCGGAGUCGUCGUUUAUGCGCUUGACGCCGAGCAUGGGGCAUGGUACGAGUGUUCUAGUUGGAGACCAAGCUAUAGUUGAGAAACUUCAACAAACAGGAAAAAAAUCCGUUUUUCGUACUCGACAGCGAAAAAGUGUGAAACUAGACACACAUUGGGUUUCUGUAGCCUGUGGAAAAUCAGUAGACCAAAGGACAAUGACAGAGGCCGCAAAAAGGUGUUUACGACAUCGUACACCUAAGAAAUAUUUCUGAUUUUGUAAAUUUUUUUUUUUUUGUAAAAUUUACCUUUUAGUGGUGGAAUAUGCUUAGCUUUUGUAGCAUGUAUAAAACUGCCAAAACAGUUUUUUUGUCGCCUUUAAAUGAACUGCCGCCUAAUUUUAGUUUGAAAUUUGCCAUUUGUACCAGAAAUCAUUUGAUUUUCAUUAUUGGUUGUCUACACAGUAUUAAAAUAUGUCAUGUAUAAAGCAUUGAUUUCUCUAAAUAUUUUAAUUACACUAACACCCCAUGAUUUUCUGCCUUAACAAAAUUUUGUAGAGCUGUAGUGUUUGCAAUACAUUUACAAACCACUUUUUCAAGUGCUAAAACCUUAAAAAAGUGCUAAAACUUUAAAAAUUAAGGUUAAAAUAGCAUCAAACAGUAUUUGAAUAUGAUAUUGGCGUGUUUUGGACAUUAUUUGUGCGUUUUUCUCACUUCACAUUUAGAUUAAAAGGAUCUUAUUUGUGUGUAUUUUCACCUCACAUUUAGAUUGUAGUUUGUUACACAUAUCUUUUAUUGUUCUCUUCCUUCCUCGUCUUUGCUUAUAGAAUAAUCUGUUUGUUCUGGAAAGUAGAACGCCCAAUUAAAUAUAGAAGCACCUAUA
Messenger RNA from Ciona intestinalis (vase tunicate), 2141 nucleotides. Lineage: Eukaryota; Metazoa; Chordata; Ascidiacea; Phlebobranchia; Cionidae. The record is from RefSeq and is a predicted model, not a curated record.